AUUAAUACUUAUAAAGGGAUGAAUGAUGAUAUCAAAUUCUGCACUCACAGACAACAAUGCUCAAAUUUCCUCCUCCUCCUCUCCCUCUCCGAUCUUGCGUUUCUCUCUCGCCAUCCCCAUCUCUCUCAUAUUCCUCCUCUCUUCCCCUCCGCACAAUCAAUAUGAUUUUCCAUGGCAGUAAAACAAAUCAUUUUUCUAGCAUCUCAGCUUCGAGCGAUUACCAUGGUCAUCCACAAGAUUCUUCCUUUCUGGGAGGGGAAUCUUUUUUCAGGAAUACACUGUCAGCUAUGGAGGAUGUUUAUCUAAACAGGAAUCCGACGGCUAAAAAGAUCUUGGAGCUUGUUCAUUCAUAUGAAAAGGAUCAUAUAUGUUAUGAUCAUUUUGCUUUUCGGACGUUUGGGGUGAAUGAUCAUGGGAUUGAUUCCAUAGCUAGAUUCUUUAUGGAUUUUGGUUAUGUGCAAAGGGAAGAGUUGAGCUUCCCAGCUAAGAAGCUGAAAGCCUAUUGGUUUUCGCCUCCCUCUGAGGUUCGUGCUGGUCCCGGCGCAGGCGUUAAUGGCCCGUUGCCACGGAUAUUUAUAUCACAACUUCUUGUUGAUCAAAUGACCUCAGAAGCUCAGAAAAUCAUCAGAAAAUACACUGCAAUGUCUGGGAAUGGAUAUAUGCAUUCUGCUUUGGCCAGUGCACUGGGAUGUUUGACAUGGGAAACCCCCUCAUUCUCCGAGUUCCAACAGUUGGCCCGGGAAAGUGAGUAUGCUGCAUGGACCCUUGUCAAUGGGUACGCGUUGAAUCAUGUCACUGUUUCUGCUCAUCGCCUCAAAUCAAAUUUACGAAAGAUCGAUAAUCUUAAUAAGUUCAUUGAGGAGAAUGGUUUCAGAUUGAACUCUGAAGGAGGCAUUCUCAAGGUGAGCCCUGAUGGUCUCUUGCUACAAAGCUCAACCGUGGCAGAUUCAUCUUCUUUCCACUUCUCUGAAGGAAUCACGGAAUCAAUACCACGCUGUUAUAUUGAAUUUGCUGAACGCCUCGUGCUUCCUCAGUUCAAAAAUGUAGCCGAGGACAAGGUUGAAGAGUUCCACAGACGAGAUGGUUUUGAGGUUGGGAACGCGGAUAAGAUAUUCGAGAGCACAUCUAAGGAUCAGCUUAGCAGGAAGGCUGCGUGAGGCACGAGACAACAGCGUGUGCGAGGAAACACUAUGCUGUCUGAAUCAUUGCAGAAAGCAAGGUUGUUAAAUUUCAGUGUUGAAGCAGUUGCCUUGUCGAUGUUGAUGGAUUCAGUGACUUUGGAUUGUAUCCAUUUCUUCGUUAUUACCUUUUUAUCUUUUCUGAA
Salvia splendens (bonfire salvia) is the source of this 1324-nucleotide messenger RNA. Its product is annotated as plant/protein. Bases 57 to 1157 code for a protein of 366 amino acids. NCBI's taxonomy places the organism in Eukaryota, Viridiplantae, Streptophyta, Magnoliopsida, Lamiales, Lamiaceae. The transcript is spliced from 7 exons. Gene Ontology annotation, molecular function: oxidoreductase activity. The record is from RefSeq and is a predicted model, not a curated record.